Molecule: messenger RNA, 2518 nt
Organism: Oenanthe melanoleuca
Lineage: Eukaryota; Metazoa; Chordata; Aves; Passeriformes; Muscicapidae
Gene: POLR3C
Product: RNA polymerase III subunit C
Exons: 12
Coding region: 193-2391 (732 amino acids)
Biological process (GO): DNA-templated transcription
Cellular component (GO): RNA polymerase III complex
Molecular function (GO): single-stranded DNA binding
Source: RefSeq, a predicted model, not a curated record
GGAAGUGGCGCGACAAAAAGCGGAAGUGGCGCGACAGGAAGCGGGUCCUGGACGUGGCCGCGGCGGCGGCGGCGGGCUAGGCCAGGCCUAGUGGGGAUACAGGAUCUCUGCAACAGGGUCAGCAUCCGUGCCCUCUGGCCACCCAGCUGUUCUUUUUCCCCGCUCCAUUCCUGGGAUUCCGGAGCCGCUGGCAUGACGCAGGCGGAGCUACGGCUCUGCUCCCUCCUGCUCCAGGAGCACUUCGGGGAGAUCGUGGAGAAAGUCGGGAACUCCUUGCUCCGGACAGGACCGCGGCCGCUGCGGCUCCUGGUGGGGGACACCGGGCUGCUCCCGGAUCAGGUGAAAAAGGCCCUUUGUGUCCUAAUCCAGCACAGCCUGGUGCGGUAUGAGGUACAGCCCCGGGGCUCUGUGGAGUAUGAGGCACGGAGCGAGCGCAUCCUGCGGAUCCUGCGAUACCCACGCUACAUCUACACAGCCAAGACGCUCUACGGGGACCCGGGGGAGCUGCUGGUGGAGGAGCUUCUGCUUCACGGGCACCUUCCCAUGAGCUGCGCUGUUGCCAGGGUCGCUGAUCGCCUCACUGAAACCAUGGAAGAUGGGAAAACCAUGGAUUACACGGAAGUGUCCAGCACUUUUGUGCGCCUGGCAGAUACCCACUUUAUCCAGAGGUGCCCGAUAGUCCCGGAAAGCCCCCGGAACAGCAAGGUGCCUCCAGCCCCUGCACCAGCCCUGGCCAUUGCCGAGAGCGACAUGUACGUCGUGCCUCGGCUCAGCCUUGUCGGGAAAGGGAAGCGGAGACACUCGUGUGAUGAGGAAGAGGAGGGGGAGAACAAGGCCAAAAGGCAGAAGCAGGAGGGAGGAAGCUCAGAGACUCCCCCAGAUGAUGGCAUUUACUGGCAAGUCAACCUGGAGCGCUUCCAUCAGCACUUCCGUGCCCAGGCUCUGGUCAGUGCCGUGGCCAGCCGCAUGGACCAGACCAGCAGUGAGGUGGUGCGGACGAUGCUGCGCAUGAGUGAGGUGACCACAGCCUCGGGCGCGUCGCACACGCAGCCGCUCUCCUCCAAUGAGAUAUUCCGAUCCCUUCCAGCUGGGUACAACAUUGGGAAGCAGGUGCUGGACCAGUACCUGGCACUCCUGGCUGAUGAUCCGCUGGAGUUCGUGGGGAAGUCAGGGGACAGUGGUGGGGGUACCUACACUGUCAGUAUCCUUUGUGAGGAACUUGGUGUUCCCAGGCCAGAAGCAUUCCCAACCUCUGGAAUUGUCCUUUACCUCAGCCCAUACAGACCUGCACAAGGCCCUGGUGUCCCUGGCCACAGCCACGCUGGAGUCCAUUGUGGAGGAGAGGUGACGUGGGGACCCGGAGCAUCCUGGGCUCCCCCCAGCCCCUUCCCACAUCCCUCCCUCAUCCCACUCCUCCUGCACAGCUUUGGCUCCCGCUGCGCCAGGAUAUUCCGCCUGCUCCUGCGCAAGAAGCACCUGGAGCAGAAGCAGGUGGAGGAUUUCGCCAUGAUCCCAGCCAAGGAAGCCAAAGACAUGCUCUACAGGAUGCUCUCAGAGAACCUGGUGUCCUUGCAGGAGAUUCCCAAGACUCCGGACCACGCUCCAUCCCGUACCUUUUAUCUGUACACAGUGAACGUGAUGGCUGCUGCUCGGAUGCUGCUUCACAGAUGCUACAAGGUGAAUCCCAAGGAUCUGUUGGGCUCCAAGUAUCACAGAUCCUGGUCUAUCUGUGCACUCAUUUCCAGGGAAUCCAGGCCCUGCUGCCAGCUCCUGCUCCAGGGAACUGUUGCAGCCCCCAGUCCUGGAAGUGCCAUGUCCAGUUGUCACAAGCCCCUCCUUCCUGAUGCCACAGGGAUGGCAGCAGCACUGUCCUCUGUAUGUCCCCCCAUUGGGUUUUUGGGAGCAUCAGGUCCCUUGGUGCCCCCCAGUACACCUGGGCUGGGGGCUCACCUGAUUCUUGUCCCUGUAGAGCUCCUUCCUGCUCCAGGAUCCAGGUGUCACAGCCCCCUCCCUUGUGAUGCCACAGGGGUGGCAGUGACUGUGCCCAUGUCCCCACAUGGGAUUCUUCAGGGCUCCCCAACACUGGGUACUCAUCUGUUUCUUCCCCAGAGUGUGGCUAACCUGAUGGAGCGAAGGCAGCAUGAGAUGCGGGAGAACAAGAGGCUCCUAGAGAAGUCCCAGCGUGUAGAGGCCAUUCUGGCCUCCAUGCAGGCCACGGGUGCUGAGGCAGCACAGCUGCAUGAGGUCGAGGAGAUGAUCACAGGUCCUGAGCGGCAGCAGCUUGAAAACCUAAAACGCAACGUCAACAAGAUUGAUGCCAGUGAGAACCAGGUAGAUGAGACCAUCUUUGUGCUGGAGUCGUUCAUUGAGAGCACCAUGAAGAGACCGUGAGGGAACAGGACAGGAACAAGAAUAUGGACACAGACAAGGACAAGGAUAUGGAUGGGGGCAGGAACCAGAUACCUCUACCCACAAUGCUUGUGCUACUGAGAAGAAUAAAACAACAGUUGCUAAUGCA